AUGAGUGGCUUCCUCUCUCGGCUGGACCCGCGGCGGGUGCCCUGGGGGGCGGCGGGCCAUGCCCUGCGCGCCCGCGUCCUGCGCACCAAGCCCGUGGAGUCCAUGCUGGAGGGCAGCGGGGCCGCGGCCAGCCAGGGCGCCCGGCUGGCCAAGGUGCUCACCACCCUCGACCUCAUCUCCCUGGGCGUCGGGAGCUGCGUGGGCACCGGCAUGUACGUGGUGUCCGGCCUGGUGGCCAAGGAGAUGGCGGGGCCCGGGGUCAUCGUGUCCUUCAUCAUCGCUGCCGUCGCGUCCAUCUUGUCAGGCGUUUGCUACGCCGAGUUCGGCGUGCGGGUCCCCAAGACCACGGGCUCUGCCUACACCUACAGCUACGUGACCGUGGGGGAGUUCGUGGCGUUCUUCAUCGGCUGGAACCUCAUCCUGGAGUACCUGAUCGGGACGGCCGCGGGUGCCAGCGCCCUCAGCAGCAUGUUUGACUCGCUGGCCAACCACACCAUCAGCCGCUGGAUGAUCAACAGCGUGGGCACGCUCAACGGCCUGGGGAAAGGAGAGGAGUCGUACCCCGACCUUCUUGCUCUGGUCAUUGCUGUCAUUGUCACCAUCAUUGUGGCCAUGGGGGUGAAGAACUCAGUGGGACUGAACAACGUGCUCAAUGUCAUUAACUUGGCAGUUUGGGUCUUCAUCAUGAUUGCUGGUCUGUUCUACAUCAAAAGUGACAACUGGGCUGAAGGGCAAUUCCUGCCGUUCGGAUGGCCGGGGGUGCUCAAGGGGGCUGCAACCUGUUUCUACGCCUUCAUUGGCUUCGACAUCAUCGCUACCACGGGAGAGGAGGCGAAGAACCCCAACACCUCCAUCCCCUACGCCAUCACAGCCUCGCUCGUCACGUGCCUGACAGCUUAUGUGUCUGUGAGCAUGAUCCUCACGCUGAUGGUGCCCUAUGAUGCCAUCGACACUGAGUCCCCACUGAUGGAAAUGUUCGUGGUCCAUGGCUUCUAUGCAGCCAAAUUCAUCGUUGCCAUCGGGUCCGUGGCCGGCCUCACCGUCAGCUUGCUGGGCUCCCUCUUCCCAAUGCCCAGAGUCAUUUACGCCAUGGCUGGUGAUGGGCUGCUCUUCAGGUUUUUGUCCCACGUCAGCUCUUACACAGAAACCCCUGUCGUGGCUUGUAUCGUGUCCGGGUUCCUGGCAGCUCUGCUCUCCUUGCUGGUCAGCCUGAGGGACCUGAUUGAGAUGAUGUCCAUUGGCACCCUGCUCGCCUACACGCUGGUGUCCGUCUGCGUCCUGCUCCUGCGGUACCAGCCCGAGAGCGACAUCGACGGCUUCGUCAAAUUCCUCUCCGAGGAGCACACCAAGAAGAAGGAGGGCAUCCUGGCUGACUGUGAGAAGGAAGCUUGCUCUCCUGGGAGCGAAGGAGAGGAGUUCUCUGGCCCACCGACCAACACGUGUGGGGCAAAAAAUCUGCCGUCGCUAGGAGAUAACGAGAUGCUAAUUGGGAAAUCCGAUAAAUCCGCCUACAACGUGAAUCACCCCAAUUACGGCACCGUCGACAUGACCUCGGGGAUAGAGGCAGAUGAGUCUGAGAACAUCUAUCUCAUCAAGCUGAAGAAGCUGAUUGGCCCUCGGUACUACACGAUGCGGAUCCACCUCGGGCUGCCGGGUAAAAUGGAUCGCCCGACGGCGGCCACGGGCCACACGGUCACCACCUGUGUGCUCCUGCUCUUUGUCCUCAUGUUCAUCUUCUGCUCCUUCAUCAUUUUUGGGUCAGACUACAUUUCUGAGCAGAGCUGGUGGGCUGUCCUCCUGGUGGUGCUGAUGGUCCUGCUCAUCGCUGUGCUGGUGUUUGUGAUCUUGCAGCAGCCAGAAAACCCCAAGAAGCUGCCCUACAUGGCCCCGUGUCUGCCCUUCGUCCCUGCCUUCGCCAUGCUGGUGAAUAUCUAUCUCAUGCUGAAGCUCUCCACAGUCACGUGGAUCCGAUUUGCUGUCUGGUGUUUUGUGGGUCUGCUCAUCUACUUUGGCUAUGGGAUGUGGAACAGCACGCUGGAGAUCAGCGCCCGGGAGGAGGCCCUGCACCAGAGCACCUACCAGCGCUACGACGUGGACGUCGACCCCUUCUCCGUGGACGACGGCUUCUCCUUCGCCCCCGAGGGCGAGAGCUACCCAGCCUGGGGUCCUUCUGAGGACAAGAGCUUCUCAUACCAGCAAAUGGCAGGCACCAAGGAAAGCCAUCGGACAAGUGGCAGGUCGAAAAGCAAAGGCCGGCACAAACCGCCGUCGGAUGCUCUGAUCGCCAACGACGAGUUGGACUACUCGCCCGAGUAGUGGGACGGGCAGCGGGGCGCCGCGCCGCCCAGGCAAUGAGGAAGUGUCCCCGUGGCUCCCCCAUCCUGCCCCAUCCUCCCCGGGUCCUCCACCACCGCCCUGCUCACCUCUGGUACUCGGGACGCGCUCUGCGAUUGCCGUUGACCCCGAACCAAAACUGCCCUUGGC
Molecule: messenger RNA, 2484 nt
Organism: Pyrgilauda ruficollis (rufous-necked snowfinch)
Lineage: Eukaryota; Metazoa; Chordata; Aves; Passeriformes; Passeridae
Gene: SLC7A14
Product: solute carrier family 7 member 14
Exons: 7
Coding region: 1-2316 (771 amino acids)
Biological process (GO): amino acid transport; transmembrane transport
Cellular component (GO): plasma membrane
Molecular function (GO): amino acid transmembrane transporter activity
Source: RefSeq, a predicted model, not a curated record